AUGGCCAUGAAAAAUCAUUAUAUCCCUGAUUCAUUUCAAAGAGCAUCUAAUAUUAGAGUCCCAUUAGCACCCACUGUUAAAUGCGAAAUAAAUCUAGGAAUUUUUCAAAUGCUCUUUAAUUUUCAUGGAUUGUCUUUAGAGGAACCUCAUCAGCACUUAGAAAAAUUUCAUAUGGUCUGUGAUUUAGUUAAUCUGCCUCAAGUUACAUCGGAAAUUAUUAAGAUGAAAUUAUUCCCUCAUACACUUAGGGACAAAGCUAGUCAUUGGCUAUCCACAUUAGAUAGAGAAUUAACUAGCUGGAAAGAUAUACAACAGGCCUUUCUUCGAAAAUUUUAUCCCUUAGGAAAAACUCAAAAUAUGAGAAAACAUAUAUGGAGUUUUUCUCAAAGACCAGGAGAAACUUUGCAUGAGACAUGGGAAAAAUUUAAGGAUUUACUUAGAAAGUGUCCUCAUCAUGCUAUACCCAAGUGGCAGCUCAAUAGAGUUUUUUAUGAUGGAUUAUUAGAACAACAUAGAAAUAUGGUUGAUUCUAUAUAUGGAGGAGCUUUUAUGGAGAAAACUCCUGAUGAGAUUUACAAUCUUUAUGAGAAUUUAAGUAAAAAUUCUAGAGAUCAAGCCUCUUUUGAAUUAUAUGACAGGGAUAAGAAGAGAGGAAUUUAUGAAUUGCAUCAUGAUGAUGAUUCUAAACUUAGAAAUGAGGUUAAUCAGAUUAAUCAAAGAUUAGAAAAAAAUGAUUUACUUAUUGAUAAUAUUAGAAAGUCUUUUAACCCUCAACUUAAUUCAAAUAGUACAUGUCCUAUGUAUGGUGAAAAUGAUUGUUCUGAAUUUCAAUGUUAUAAUUUAGAUCAAUCAUUUCACCCUAUGCAAGAACAAGUGCAAGUAGCUCACGGUUUUUAUAGAAAUAGGGAACAUUUUUCAAAUUCUUAUAAUCCUAAUUGGAGGAAUAAUUUUUCAUGGAGAGACCCAAAUAAUAUUCAAAAUCCAGAAGCACUUAGACCCAAUUCAAACUCUGAAUUUCGUCCAAAACAAGAAAAUAGAUUUCAGAAAAAUUAG
This is a messenger RNA of Spirodela intermedia, 1053 nucleotides long. Lineage: Eukaryota; Viridiplantae; Streptophyta; Magnoliopsida; Alismatales; Araceae. The record is from the annotation of a GenBank genome assembly.